Chelonoidis abingdonii (Abingdon island giant tortoise) is the source of this 1748-nucleotide messenger RNA. Lineage: Eukaryota; Metazoa; Chordata; Testudines; Testudinidae. The record is from RefSeq and is a predicted model, not a curated record.
CUUCCACAACGCCAGCUCCACGGACGUGGCGGUGAUGGCCCUGCUGGGCGACUUGGAGACCCACUCCCUGGCCUGCAGCACCUGCAAGAUCCGCUUCCUGCAGCCCUGGGCCCAGCAGGGCCUGACCCCAAAGCAGUGGCAGGACCUGGAGCUGGUGAUCCAUCACUAUCUAUUCAACUUCAACCGGAUUGUGAACAGAAUAGCCCACAGCACGGAAUGGGCUACCCCUUUGUUACCCAGGUCUCCCUCGGCUGCGAGAUGCACCCCAACGGCACCUCGAGGGGAUUCUAUGAUGCCGCGGGGAACGGCGAGGACAUUGUGAGCUUCGAAGCAGACACAGGCAAAUGGGUCGCUCGGCAGGGGGACAAGCUGGCGCUCUACGCCCGGGAUCUUCUGAAUCAGGAUAAGGGCACAGCCAUCACGCUUCAGUUUCUCCUGAGAACAACAUGUGUCAAUCAACUCAAUAGCUUUGUCCAGCAUGGGAAAGAGUCUCUGGAGAGGCAAGAGCGGCUGGUCGCUGUGGUGUUUGCCCAAGCGCCUCCCCCAGCCGGGACCCCCGCGCCGGUACUGCUGGUUUGCCGGGUCACUGGUUUCUACCCCCGGUCCGUCCGCGUGGCCUGGCUGCAGGACGAGGAGGAGGUGACGCCGGGCUGGUGGCUGAACUCCAGCGGGAUCCUGCCCAACGCGGACCUGACCUACCAGCUGUGCAGCUCCCUGGCCGUGGGGCCGGGCGCCGGGCACAGCUACGCCUGCCGGGUGCAGCACAGCAGCCUGGGGGGCCAGAGCCUGCUGAUCCCCUGGGAGCAGAGCAGGCCCUGGGGCCCUGGCCUGGCCGUGGGCAUCACCCUGGGGGUUCUGGCCGUAGCCGCCGUGGCCGUGGUGCUGUGGUGGACCAGACGCAGGGGCUACCAGGACGUUAGACCAGGGGAGUCCAGUGCCUGAGGGGGCAGCACCGGCCCAGGCGUGGGAGUCGGCCCCUCUCCUGGGAACUUGGACCUGUGCCCUGCUGUAAGCGAUUUGUCCUGAACCAGCACUCUCUGUUGAGACCCACCAGAACCGCAUCGUUACUGCAGCUUAGUCAGCAGGAUCCGCAGAACCAGGUCAAUGAAGCUGUGGCUCAGAACCCCAUGCUAUCCCCAUUGGUAUCGUUGGUUAAAGAUCAGUGACCUUGAGCCAGAAAGCACCCGCAGAAGCAAUGGAACUGCAAGCCCUGAGAGACAGCCUAGAACAUCAACAACAAGUGGCAGAAACGCGACUGAGAGAGAAGCAAGCCCUGGCCAAGCUGGAAAUAGAAGCUGCUGAAAGAGGAACGGGCUCGUAGGGAGCGUUUGCAGCUGCUGGCUGCUGAGGAGGGUUCGCCAGAUGCAACAGAAGCUGCCAGACUCCAGCUCCACGUUAAAAGAGCAAGGGUAGAACAGCAGAAACUGAGAGCCAGGUUCUAACAGGGUUGGUAUGUUUGUUUCUCUGAGCAGUGUGUGUUGAACCAGUUUUGCUAUGGCCAGGGAGAGAGUGACCGCUUCUUGGUGCCCCCAGGGCCGCCCCUAGGAUUUACGGGGCCCUAUGCGGUAUUGUUAAACUGGUGCCCCUGUGCCUGACGGCAGCCUGGGCUUGCAGCCCGGUGGGACGGGGGCGGAGGGACAAGGCAGAAAGAAUAACAAGGUGCCCGGCCCGCCUCACGGUGGCAGAGAGUCACAGUUCCCCGCAGAGACCCCUGUACCCUCUCCCUCACGCAGAAUGGACGUGCAGAA